Cheilinus undulatus (humphead wrasse) is the source of this 959-nucleotide messenger RNA. Its product is annotated as transmembrane protein 69-like. The record is from RefSeq and is a predicted model, not a curated record. The coding region runs from base 136 to 903 and encodes 255 amino acids. The transcript is spliced from 3 exons. Lineage: Eukaryota; Metazoa; Chordata; Actinopteri; Labriformes; Labridae.
UUUAAUCGAACGCCGAUGUAAGGCUGGCAGCAAACGACCUUUAGUUUAGCUGGUUAAUUUUAAACCUACAACCGUUAAGUCGUUGUAUCUGUAUCUGUAAUGGUCAUUGCAACCAUUUAAUUAACAAGCACCUGAAUGGCAACUUUAAGACUGAAGAUGACUGUUCUUGCUCCAGGGAGACACAUAAUAUCAGGGGUUCCUGUGUGGAGAUGUCGUCCGCUGAUAAUCAGAGCAGCAAACUACACAACAAGAGUUCAGCUGCAGUUUCAGUCUCAAGCCUCCUCAGUGCUGCUUCCCUCCAGAGUAAAUUCUUCAAACAGGUUGCUGAACAUCAGCCCCGUGAGCUGGCAUGCCUUACGUCUCUGUCACAGUGACUCAAAAGAGGCUACAGAGAGAGGUCAAAGCAAAGAAGGGUUUAGUUUGAAGGCCCUCACUCAGGCCCCCAAACCAGCUCUGUAUCUUGGUUUCUCUGGUCUCAUCCCGUUCCUGUCUGCCCCUCUCCUGAUGGCAGCCACUCAGUCCUUCUUCCCUGAAAUUGCCUUUGCUCAAGUGGUCUACGGUGCCUCCAUAGUCUCCUUUCUCGGCGGUGCACGCUGGGGUUUCGCCCUCCCUGCUGGUAGUCCUGCUCAGCCAGACUGGAUGAACUUGGGGAACAGUGUGGUGCCUUCACUGCUGGCCUGGCUGGCUUUGCUCUGCAGGGACAACAUUACAGAGGGAGCUCUGGUAGUUAUUAUGGGACUGGGCCUCUCUCUCCACUACGACCUCACCCUGCUGCCGGGCUACCCCUCCUGGUUUAAAGCUAUGCGAACUGUCCUCACUCUGGUGGCCACUUUCUCACUGGUGGCUACUUUGACAAUUAAAAAAUUCUUCCCAGAAAAGAAGAUAAAAGAAAUUCAGAACUGAUUCAAAAGGACAGUUUAUACUUUAAGCCACAUGGACUUAAUAAAGUUUUGAAUUUA